AUGAAGCGCAUAGACAACUACAGCGACAAACUAUACCUUAUCAUCUUCGAUGCACCGAUGUACAUGCCACAUGGGUCUGUGGCCUUUACCACUGGCGGACUGUACUACCUGCUAGGGGUUAUAUUUUUCGGACAGUGCAUACGGAUCAGGCGCUACCAGUACAUAGUCGUAUCGCUGAUAUCCCUUAUCUCAGGCAGCGCAUUUGUUGCCCGUGGAAUAUACUCUGACGACCACGUGCUGGACUCGAGGGCGUACGUUGCAUCGAUGGUGCUGAAUGAGCUGGGUCCAUGCUUUGUGAUCAUCCCAAACACGCUACUGCUGAUUCGCUUGCUGAAAAGCACAGUGCUUGCCCCAUGCAAAGGCACAGCAGUAAACAGGGCUAAAUUUGUUGCCAUUGCAGCAUGUGCGCUAUUUUCGGCGCUGGCAGUACUGGAGCACAGACUAGUACGAACCGCCGUUGUGAGCCAGGCAGUCACAACGUCACUGUUCAUCGCUGUCACUGGCUGGCUUGUUGCCAAGCACCGUGAAAUGAGGCGCCGCAAGGAUUGGAUCGCAGUUAUUUUAGCAGGCGCAGCUAUAAUUCUUGUGCGCUUCAUCUUGCGCGCGGUCCAGGUGCUCUCCUUGACAUUCAAAGCGCACCGCCGCCAUGAGUCAGGCUGGUACGGUCUCGAUUCAGGUCUUAUGUUCCUCGUAGUUUUCAUGUGGAUUGCGGUGGACAUCUCGGCCAGAUUCAACACGCCACACCGCAUCCUGAUCUGCAAUACCUAA
Messenger RNA from Linderina pennispora, 768 nucleotides. RefSeq lists its product as uncharacterized. Gene Ontology annotation, cellular component: membrane. The transcript is spliced from 2 exons. The record is from RefSeq and is a predicted model, not a curated record. Lineage: Eukaryota; Fungi; Kickxellomycota; Kickxellomycetes; Kickxellales; Kickxellaceae. Bases 1 to 768 code for a protein of 255 amino acids.